GACUCUUUUUAUCCGUCGACUGGCCAGGGUUAUCCGUUGACGUGCGUAACCGCGACGAACCUCGGGUCUAGAGGCGCAUUUUUCAAUAUUCUCUCGUCUUCUUGGAGGAAGACCAUCAUAAUUGCUAUUAUCAUCGCCGUAACUUAUCAAAAUCGUCAACGAAGAUGUGAUCACCAGAAAGAGCUACUCUGAGUGUUCUACGCCACUGUGAAUCCGCGAUAAGACCGUUCUGUUGAGAUUGCUAAAUCCUCAGGCCUUGGGAAUAGUAAUUUUAAUUGUAACACGAUAAUCAUCCAGCAAUUGCGUUCUUGGAAGCGAAAUUUGCGUAGCAAGUAGGCUCGUAAGCUGAAAAAAAAUUUUUUUUUUUAAUUAUUUUAGCUGUGGUAGGGAAAAAAUAAAGCGAUGGGGAGACGAAGAAUUAAUUGAAUCGUCAAUGUAAUUUGGAGCUUAUAAAAUAAAGUGUUUGCCAACUCGUCAUCCAUCAUAUCUUGGCUAGGCAGUUAGUUCUUGCCAGAGACAUGGAUUAUCGACAUGGAUUCCGCUAUAAAGAGGACAAUGAUAUGGAGAACGAUAAAGAUUGCGCCACCAAUUUCUAUUUCACUUCGGACGACAGCAAAGUCGCUUCGAAGAGAGGCGUGCCACAAACCCGAGGCACCGCGAUAUCCUUCGGCUUCCGCCGCCGGUCCCGCGGAGACGGGCACCACCAGCCCAUAAAAAGCUACGAGGAAGACCUUCCACCGCGCUCCAAAUCCCUGGGCCCGGAGCAGGUGCGAAGACGACUGGACGAGGAUGACCGCCACCAGCGAGUCCAGAGCGCCUCGUCAGGUCGCUCAACACCGCGCCUCGCGCCUCCGAAAAAAGAGAUCGUCGGCAACGUCAGGAUGAACCGGUUCGGGUUCCGGCAGCCUCAGCCCGGCAGGUACACCGACAAAGUCGCGGACUGCUCCAGCCACAGCGCGGGUCACUUUAACCAGGAAAAAUCCCUCCACCAACAACAACAUCAACAACAGCAACAUCAAGAGCGUUCGAGAACCAGCCAGCCUGCUCCAAAGCUUCGGCCCUCUCCAGUAAAUAACCCUCCGGCUUACAAUUCAGUCCCGAGCAACUUGACCGAGACUAACCGCAUACCCAGGGUGACCAGUACCAAUGCUAAUAACAUUCCAGAACCGGUUAGCAAGUACACUCUGCACACCAGCCACCUUCCGUUGCCUCAGUACGCGGUUAGAGUGACCGACGCGAACUCCAAGAUCGCCAAGACAGUCGCUAAUCAAAACAGAAAGGUCUCGACAGCUUCUAAAAGCUCCGCGGGCUCGCAGUCCGGGUCUGGGACUGAGGAUUCUGGGAUCGGGAGUGGAUGUCAGCCUGGGUAUCUUAUAGAUCACGAGAUGUCCAUGCUGGAUGUCAACCCUGGAGCGUCCUCUGUUAGAAGGAUCCAGGUCAGGCCGAGGAAUUUAAGGAUGGUCGUUAAUGGGAAGAGCUUUGAUGUGAGAGACGUCGAUGAUGACAACACAGUUACCGAGAUCUCGGUGAUUCCUUUACCGAAGGCGUUCGCUAGUGUGAACCUCAGCACGGGGCUCGUCAGAGAACGGACCAGCCAGUUCCACCAGAGGAUAGCCAACAACAAGGACAACAGGUACUGCACUACAGAGUCCAUCACCUCGAUGUCAACAACUUCCUCUGAAGGGUACGACGAGGGACUGGGUGAAGAGAAGGUCUUCAAAGACCGCUCUCGCUCUGAGAAAGUCCUCUCGAUUAAAUCCGACUUCAGUCCGCCUAGCUCAGACGACCCAGAGUACGGACACGGCGAGGCUAUGGCUGAUGAGUACUCCUUCAGCUCCAGUGACGAGUGUCGUGCUAAUCAGCGUCUCAACAGCCAGCGGGUUAAUGCUGUGGCUGCUACUCAAGUUGCGGGCUUGAAUGUGCAAAAGAAUUCUCUGCGCUCGGUGAUGCUCACUAUUGAAGAUCCCGCUUUCGCGGCGGCUGCUGCCUCUUCGACUACUCUUAUUGAUGAUGAAACCUCUCCGGUGGACAGUUUGGUUGACAGCCUUACGGCGAGUAUCACUCAGUCGGAUGGACAAGCUUCUAAAAGGGAGAAGGUUCCGGAUAAGGUGAUCGGGAAUGUUGAGGAUGAUUCACCGGGGACACCGACUAAUGCUUCUAAUUCGCUUAGUUUGUCUGAGGGCAGGGAGUACUUUGAUGAUGAAAUUGCGGAUCAGCCUGGAUUGACUUUUGAUGAUACUACCAGGGUUCCGCAGGAAAAUCUUUCUGGGAGAGCUAGUCGACAAGUUACCGACAGUAGCAAUACUUUGAUGGAACCUGUUAAUAAGACGAAUUCAGUACAAGGAAAACACAUUGAAAACAGUCCACUAAAUUGCCGAAGAAUCAGCAGAACUGGAAGUGUUGACACUCUGUCACCCUGUGAAUCAAUAACUUCUGAUGAUUUAAUGCUGGACUAUGAACGUAGUGAAACUAGUUCUUUUGAUGAACCUCAUCGAAGAUUUGAAUCAAGUCCAGCGAUCCACGAAAUGGACGACGCGACAAUCCUCUCGGAGCUCGAGGCCCAGGGCGAGGAAGUGAUGAGAGAGUGGUCAUCACUCCUGGGCACUCAUCCCCAAAUUUCAAACUCAAAUUUGACCAACAACAACUUAGUCCCCAGCAACAACACCAACAUCAACCAGCAAAUCUCCGAAUCUGGAAUCGGAAGUGCAAGAACUUCUAGGCUGUUGCGCAGCAGAACUGGCACCGACUCACCCCGUUCUUUGGACAGCGUAAGAACACGACAGGUUGCCAGUCCUUUCAGGCCGGUGUUAACAGCUAACGGUCAAUCCCCGAGUCUUGACUCCGGCGACGAAGGAAGCCCCAGGUUAGAGCGAUGUAAUUACCAGCAAGACAUUGUUUACAUCAAGACCGGGUUAUUGAAACUCAUGCGCAUCAUUCAGGAGUCUGAAGAGAAAGAUUUGACGAGGGCGGAUACUCUCAAUCCAUUCAACACUUCGGUGAAUGGUCUCUUCCACAACCUGAAUGAAGACAGCACCGAUUCAAGCGGUUUAUUAUCAAACGGAGCACUAAAUAUUGCCGACGAAUUGACUGAUUUACGUAGACAAGUAAUAUUUCUCCAAGGACAAUUAGAAGAUAAGGACAGAGCGAUACAAAAUUUGCAGCUGCAAGUCGCUAAGCAGCAGGACUUGAUAAACAGUGUGGAUUCUCAAAAUAGCAGUGUUUCGUAUGGAAGUUCCACGAAAGACAUGUCUAACGCUGCUACUCAGACUGAAAAGAUUCGUCCGAUAUCAGCAGGACCAUCAUUACUGCAAGGAUUUCCGCAAGACAAUGGCAUGGGGCCUCUCGUUAGCCGUGUGGGUUGGAGUGAAUCGUGGAAUCAAAAUAUAUCACAACGACCGCUAUCAAUAGCAGAAAUGAGCAGCAAUGGUACGAGUAGCAGUAGCACUAAAAAUAAUCGGAAGAUUGAACGCCCGCGAACAAUUAGGCCUCGUCAGGAACAAACUCGAGCAUCAAAUCUUUUACUUAAUGGCAAUAGUAGUAUUACAAACUCUAUCAACCUAAACAAUAACGGAGUCGCUGAGCUAGAAAAAGAAAAAUCUCAAAUCCAACCGAAUUCAGUAGUGAGAAGAAUAAUCAAGCCCCGUGACUCCGCGAGCCAAAUAAUUGACGACGAAUUCACUAAAGACAAGUCUGAAGCACCCAAAUCAUGCAUACCCGCACUGAAAAAACCGACGCCGCGAGUCACGAGGCAGACAAAUAUUUCCAUAAAUCGAGCGCACAAUGCGUAAUUAAAAUUGAUGCUUGUUUGUGUAGUAUACAUAUAUAAAUAUUUAUAUAUAUUUUUCAUGACAUGAAAAGAUAAAAUUAUUAUUUUAUUUUUCAUUUUGUAAAUUUUAUCUUUUUAGUUGCUGAUUAUUUUUAAUUUGUAUAUAUAAAAGAAAUGUUUAUAUAUAUUUGUGAAUUCGUUAGGAAGCGGUUGAAAUUUAUUUCAGCGCAAUAACUACUGAAUAGUUGCUCCACAGUAUUUAAAAAAAUGUUAUUAAGUAACAUUACUAAAUUUAACACCCGGAGAUUAUUCUUUAUUUUUUAUUUUAUUAUAAAAAUUAAAUCAGAAGACAUUUGACAAUUUUUAUGAUUUUU
Molecule: messenger RNA, 4140 nt
Organism: Cotesia glomerata
Lineage: Eukaryota; Metazoa; Arthropoda; Insecta; Hymenoptera; Braconidae
Exons: 13
Coding region: 519-3788 (1089 amino acids)
Source: RefSeq, a predicted model, not a curated record